Erigeron canadensis is the source of this 475-nucleotide messenger RNA. RefSeq names its product heavy metal-associated isoprenylated plant protein 47-like. NCBI's taxonomy places the organism in Eukaryota, Viridiplantae, Streptophyta, Magnoliopsida, Asterales, Asteraceae. Gene Ontology annotation, molecular function: metal ion binding. The record is from RefSeq and is a predicted model, not a curated record. Bases 93 to 317 code for a protein of 74 amino acids. The transcript is spliced from 3 exons.
UGUAUAUAUAUAUAUAAUUCUUAUUGAAGCUUUGCACCUAUAUAUCCAUAUAUACAUUGAGUUAUAUAUCCCCAAGUACUACUGUUAUAAUAAUGAAGCGAAAGAUUGUGAUAAAGAUACAAACCGAGUGCGAGAAAUGUAGGAAAAAGGCUAUGAUGGUAGCUGCCCAAACAUCAGGUGUGAAUUCAGUAGAAAUGCAAGGGGAAAGCAAGAACCAGAUGGUGGUGAUCGGUGAAGGGAUAGAUGUAGCCGCAUUGGCAAAGUCAGUCCGAAAGAAGAUCAAGAACGCGUCCCUUGAAAUUGUUCAACAAUUGUAGAAAAAGACAUACUAGCUAGGGAACUAAUUAUAACUAUUAUAACAAAUCUCAUUAGAUUCACUUUACGGACUUAUGAGAUUUUGGUUUCUGUUUUUUCUCUUUACUAGUGUUUGUUAUAUAUUUUUAUGGUAAAUAAAUUAAUACUACAAACGGCGUGA